This is a messenger RNA of Capsaspora owczarzaki ATCC 30864, 990 nucleotides long. RefSeq lists its product as hypothetical. The transcript has 2 exons. The record is from RefSeq and is a predicted model, not a curated record. Lineage: Eukaryota; Filasterea; Ministeriida; Capsasporidae. The annotation marks the transcript as partial.
AUAGCGCUUGCAGCCGCGUGCAACAUCACUGUUGGCAGCUUUGGUCCUGAUCUGCAUGUGGCCGAGGCUGCGCUCGCCCGUUCCAUUUGUGGGACCCGCGUUGAGCCCGACACGCGUUUGACAAACACCUUUACUGUCGCAGCCGCUGUUAGCGCCGGAUGCUGUCACCUGGACAACGGCGUGCUCAAGGUCCCGCUGUACCUGUUUGCGGCGCGCCUCCAGGCUGAUUUGAAGGCCUAUCCACUGUCUUCUCUUGCACAUCAACUGUAUCUUACUCUGACUGAACCCGGCCACGAGUGGGAAAAGUUUGAGGUUGUGGUCGUCAUUUUACUGCAAAUGCGACGGAUUGCCGACUCGAUUGAAACCUCAAAUUCUGGCAUUACUGUCCCUGGAGAGCCUAACUGGGCAUCUGGCCUGCAUCUGAACCAGAUCACUCAGUCCGAGUUUCAGUCGAGCGCCGAUGAGGCCAGAUACCCACGCACUUUCAAUGAUGUCGCGAAGGCACACAGUCGGAUUUGUGGGAUGAAAGGCCCGGACGGCACCGACGGUUUGCUGAUGUCCUCGCUUGAUCCGGCCCCUGCGGUUGCACAAGAAGCCCGAAGCUGCAUUGCUGGCCUUGCCGGUGCUCCCAUUGCUGAAGCAGACCAGCAAGCACGCUCACGCCCUCUUGUCGAGUUCAUCCAAACGAAGCAUUCAUUGCAAGACACGACAGUGUCCAACACUACCAUUGAAGGUUUGUACGGAAAGCUCGCUAGGAUGGCCACUGAUCAGCCAUUCUUCUCGAGGUCGGCUCCUGUGCUUGGUAUUGUGACGGCAGCGCGCCUUGGUCGCACGAUGAACAAGUAUGCAAUCCCAAACUACUGCUGGCUCGCGACCCGUGAAGAUCUCCCCGCUCUCUUUGGUGGCUUCAGCGACCUCGUUCAAGCCAUUUUGUCACCGAACAUCAUUUUUUUUGUAUUACGUUUAUUGGAGAGUGGAAAAAGCUUCUAA